Suillus bovinus is the source of this 1098-nucleotide messenger RNA. RefSeq lists its product as uncharacterized. The record is from RefSeq and is a predicted model, not a curated record. The coding region runs from base 1 to 1098 and encodes 365 amino acids. The transcript has 8 exons. Lineage: Eukaryota; Fungi; Basidiomycota; Agaricomycetes; Boletales; Suillaceae.
AUGACAUCAGACAACUCGAGCUCGGUAUCUUCUAGUCAUGCAGUUGAUGCUUUCAUGACAGCACUUAUGAAUCUCAACAUGAGUUCUGUCACUGCCAAUGCACUCAUUAUUGUUAUCCAAGCAAUAGCAGAUGGUGAUCAGAACCUUCCAUCAGCACCAGUUCACCCUGGACAAAAAGAUUGCAUAGCUGAUCUUAAGGUUGAAGACAAUGCUGAUGAUGGAACCAAGGCUACUCCAGUGCCCUCUUCCACCACUCCGGCACCUGUUGUUAGCAGCAUGGCUGCAGGCAUCGUCAAACCCUCACUCUCCACUAAUGCAGACUCAGUUGGGCUUUCACCCAGCUUGGUUUUAUAUCAAGGCUUCCCAUACGAGAUUCCCUAUCUUUCUGACAAAGGACCCUUCUACUAUAUAAUUAAAAGCAAACAUGUUGGGGUUUUGUUCACUUGGGAAGACACUUCCCCCCAAGUCACAGGGGUCAGUGGUGCUAUCCAUAGCCACUGUCCAUCAGUUGAAGUAGGUGUGGCACACAUUCAUGCAGCCAUUGAAUGCAAGAAUUUCCCAACAUUCCACAUCUCUUCAACACUCCUACCAUGGGUUGGCAAAAACUGCACAAGUCAGAAAAAGAAUGCCAAGAAGCUGCCAAGAAGUACCAAAAUGUGUAUUAUGAGAAGUACAUUUGUUUUCUUCCUAGUCAUACUACAUCCAAAGUAUCUGCACACAACCCUUUGGAACUCCAAGUCAAACAACAGGAAAGACAGUGACCUUACUAGAUUAUCUGAUCCAGAUAUAAAAUUUCGCAAGCUUGUCAAUGGGUCCACUCAUAGGUUCAUGGAUGACCUGGCACUGCAGUAUAUGGGUAGCACUCAUUCUGAAGACUCAUGGCAGCCUAUUCUGGAUGCACUCAAUAUUGCUCAGGAGGCCGAGGAAGCAAUUAUAAGAAGUGGAGGUGAUGUGGGGUUAAUUACAAUAGAAAAGUACCAAUUUAGAAUGCUCUAUGAGUCUAGAACGAUUAUGGUAGAAAAAAUGGUUGCUAGUGAAUGGACUUCUAAGGAGCAAAAGGAGUGGUUAACUACACAGCUUCCCGAUGUAGAAAGCUGA